UUUUAUUUUCUUUUCAUCUGUUUUGUUUUGUCCUUCUCCUAAUCGAAAUCUAAUCUUAUAAAAUCGACUCUCAUUAGGAUUCUGGUUUUGCUUUCCAUAUACAAACUCUCCUUUUCUCUUUCUUCUCAGCUUUCUCUCUCUAUCUCCCUCCCUCUCUCUCUCUCUCUCUCUAUUUAUAUAUAUAUAUAUAUCUAUAUAAACACUUUUUCUCCUCAUCAUCAUACCCAAACCAAAAGCAAAUAGAAUGAGAGCCUUGGUUCUCCAGGAAGACGAGAAAUAGCGUAGAUCAAAGGAAAGCAUCCAGAUUCAGAAGCGAAGAUCAUCGUCUUCAUCACCGCCAUAGAAGAAGAAGAAGAAGAACAGUUGGAAGCAAUCUAGAGUGUGAGAAUGGGGGUGAUGUACGAGGCCAUCCAAGGGAAGGAGGAAGGAGCCGAUGAUCUGGAAUUGGGCCUCAAAGUCUCCAAACCACAAUCACAUCAACAACAUUGCUUUGUUCUUCCGCCCAAUCCCAAUCUCAAACCACCACGACUCGUCUCCCUCGACGUUUUUCGCGGUCUCACUGUUGCGCUGAUGAUAUUGGUGGACGAUGCGGGUGGAAUUCUGCCGGCUAUAAACCACUCCCCCUGGAAUGGAUUAUCUCUCGCCGACUAUGUCAUGCCCUUUUUCCUCUUUAUUGCUGGUGUUUCACUUUCACUUACCUACAAGAAUUUGUCAUGCAAAACUGUCGCAACUAAAAGCACGCUACUCAGGGCAUUAAAGCUUCUAGUACUGGGCCUUUUUCUUCAAGGUGGCUUUUUCCAUGGCAUCAAUAAACUUACUUACGGAGUGGAUAUUGAUCAUAUGAGAUGGAUGGGAGUACUACAGAGAAUUGCCAUAGCAUAUUUAGUGGCAGCAUUGUGUGAGAUUUGGCUAAAGGGUGAUCGCGAUGUUGAUUCUGGAUCAUCUUUGUUGAGAAAAUAUCAGCUUCAGUUGGCUAUUGCUUCGAUAAUUUCAUUUGUAUAUAUUUUAUUAUUGUACUCCUUAUACGUACCUGACUGGGAGUACCAGAUUCCAACUGACAAUUCUCUGUCUGCACCAAAAACGUUAUUGGUUAAAUGUGGAGUAAGAGGUGACACUGGACCAGCUUGUAAUGCUGUUGGAAUGAUUGACCGUAAGAUACUAGGCAUUGGGCAUUUAUAUACAAGACCAGUCUAUGCACGAACAGAGCAAUGCAGUAUUAACUCCCCUGAUUAUGGCCCACUUCCUUCUGGUGCCCCUUCGUGGUGUCAAGCCCCUUUUGAUCCUGAAGGAAUUUUAAGCACGGUGAUGGCUAUAGUUACCUGCUUUGUUGGGCUGCACUUCGGGCACAUUAUUGUUCAUUUUAAGGACCAUAGGAACAGAAUCUUCCAGUGGUCAAUCUCGUCUUGUUGUCUCUUAGUGUUAGGCUUUGCCCUGGACUGGUUUGGCAUGUACGUGAACAAGGCUCUUUACUCAUUCAGUUACAUGUGCGUGACGGCUGGUGCUGCAGGCAUUCUCUUUGUGGCGAUAUACGUGCUGGUGGAUGUGUUUGGUUACAAGCGGCUGGCGAAGGUGUUAGAGUGGAUAGGCAAGCAUGCUCUCAUGAUUUACAUUCUUGUAGCCUGCAAUGUCUUCCCACUUAUUCUCCAAGGAUUCUAUUGGAAGCAGCCUCAAAAUAACAUUCUUAGCUUAAUCGGAGUUGGAAAGCACACAUGAACAUUAUGAGCAUGAAGGCUCACUCCCUUGCCAGAAUUUUGUCUCUUUUCUACACUUCUACACGGCAUCAUCCCUUCUCUGAUUCGUUGGAGCCAUUCUUCCCUUGUAGUUUACGGAGCUUAUGUAUAUAUAGAUAAGAAUCAUAGGAUACGCUUCUUUUUUCUUUUCUUUGGUUAUAUAAUUAAUUUAUGUACUACUUGAGUAUCAUCAAUUUAGUUAUUAUUUUUUUAUUAUUAUAAUAAAUUCUCAAUUUCUACCCA
Messenger RNA from Humulus lupulus (European hop), 1973 nucleotides. RefSeq lists its product as uncharacterized. The coding region runs from base 388 to 1713 and encodes 441 amino acids. NCBI's taxonomy places the organism in Eukaryota, Viridiplantae, Streptophyta, Magnoliopsida, Rosales, Cannabaceae. The record is from RefSeq and is a predicted model, not a curated record. The transcript is spliced from 14 exons.